Molecule: messenger RNA, 437 nt
Organism: Sinocyclocheilus grahami
Lineage: Eukaryota; Metazoa; Chordata; Actinopteri; Cypriniformes; Cyprinidae
Product: protein unc-13 homolog B-like
Exons: 3
Biological process (GO): presynaptic dense core vesicle exocytosis; synaptic transmission, glutamatergic; dense core granule priming
Cellular component (GO): terminal bouton; synaptic vesicle membrane; presynaptic membrane
Molecular function (GO): calmodulin binding; diacylglycerol binding; syntaxin-1 binding
Source: RefSeq, a predicted model, not a curated record
AUGAAAAACGUAAAAUUAAACCUCUACAACUCUUUUGAAUGCAUUCAUUCUUCAUGGUCAGGCUAUGGGGCGGCUGAAAAGAGCUCCAAACAUGGUGCUGAGGACCGCACUCAGAACAUCAUCAUGGCCAUGAAGGAUCGCAUGAAGAUCCGUGAGAGGAACAAGCCUGAGAUCUUUGAGGUCAUCCGAGAUGUAUUUGUGGUCAGCAAGGCCAUCCAUGCUCAGCAGAUGAAGACCAUCAAGCAGAGCGUCCUGGAUGGAACGUCCAAGUGGUCAGCCAAGAUCACCAUCACAGUUGUCUGUGCUCAAGGACUGCAGGCUAAAGAUAAGACUGGCUCCAGUGACCCCUACGUGACCGUCCAGGUGGGUAAAACCAAAAAGAGGACCAAGACGAUCUACGGCAACCUCAAUCCUGUCUGGGAGGAAAAGUUUCAUUU